Bombyx mandarina (wild silkworm) is the source of this 1485-nucleotide messenger RNA. Its product is annotated as high mobility group protein D. Gene Ontology annotation, biological process: regulation of transcription by RNA polymerase II. NCBI's taxonomy places the organism in Eukaryota, Metazoa, Arthropoda, Insecta, Lepidoptera, Bombycidae. The record is from RefSeq and is a predicted model, not a curated record.
AGACGGCCCCAAGCUAGCUUCGACUGGGAACAUUUUGUUCGAGCCCCAUACAUUUCUUCACAUUCUCUACGUCUACAGUUUGGUUGUGUACCAGUUCAAAAAUUAUUUCAAAAUUUUUGCCAUCAGGAAAAAAGUCAAAAUGACGGACAAGCCGAAGCGUCCUAUGUCCGCAUACAUGCUGUGGUUAAACAGCGCGAGGGAACAGAUAAAAUCUGAAAAUCCUGGCUUAAGAGUAACCGAAAUAGCCAAAAAAGGCGGUGAAAUUUGGAAAUCAAUGAAAGACAAAACUGAAUGGGAACAGAAAGCUGCCAAGGCCAAGGAGCAAUAUGCAAAAGACCUAGAAUCUUACAAUGCCAAUGGCGGUGGUGGCGAAGGGGGCGAAAAGAAGGCUCAAAAACGAGGGAAAAAGGGCAAGAAAACUGCUGCUGCUAAAUCCAAGAAAAAGAAGGAAGAGUCUGAGGAAGAGGAGGGUGAGGAGGAGGAAGAAGAAAGUGAAUGAUCUCCCAAACCUUAAGACAUUACUGUUCAUAUUGAAUAAUUUACUUGGACUUAAUUUAUUACAAAGUAAAACGGGACUGACUUUCCAAAGUCUGUAUGUAAUGCAUUUGACAUUGAUUUUGAUUAACAUUUAAUGAGAGUUGGAAUCAUCUUUAACUGCAACUGGUAUUUUGUUUAUAAAAUGCAAUUAAAUAAUUCAUUUCUUGAUUCAAUAUUCCUUUAAUUUUCUUAAUAUUGUAGUGUUAGUUAUGAUAGAUAUAAAAUAAGAUGCAGAGUUUGGAAAGUUUUGCCGCACACUAGGGUCUAGGUUUCUAAGCCUCAAAAAAAUAAUGUGUAAGUGUUAGCAUGUAUUUCACCAGGGAAUUGUACAGUUAGCCCUCCCUCGUUAAGUUCGCUGUGACUUUGUGGAUGCUUAUUUUGAGAUAUACUUUUGACUGGUUUUAUCAAAACUUCUAUGUCUGCACCAAUAUCUAAUUAAAGCUGUGCUUUUUAUGAAUUAUUUUAUAUCGAUUCAGUUUUAUUUUAAUGCUGAACUAUUGGACAUAAGUUUUGGUGUAACUAUCAAUAUGUAAAAUUAGAGACUUAUUAUAAUGUCUACUCCUUGGAAGGAUAUUGCACCCGCUUGUUCAAACCUACCUCUUCAUUGUAAAUUCAUUGCUAAUAAUGGUACCAAACAAUAAGCUUAAGCAUUUGUCGAGGUUACCUCGUGGCUUUAUUUAGGACUUAUGCAUAUUAUAAAACUAUACCACAUAAGUGUCAUUUUAAUCUUGAGACUCGCCUUUCAGGUGAAUUCUAGCAUAGAUUUGUGGCAUUACCAUAAAAAUAAUCUUAAGAAAUUCAUGUGUAUGUUGUAUUUUAGUUAGUUAUAGGUAGGUUGUCGAUGUGAUUUGUCUCUCAAAUUUUACAUUUGUGUUAUAUUGUAAAUGAGAAUUAGCAUUCCUCAUGUCAAUACGGAUUUUACAUGUUCAAUAAAGUAAUUUCUUAUAA